Meloidogyne enterolobii is the source of this 841-nucleotide messenger RNA. The record is from the annotation of a GenBank genome assembly. NCBI's taxonomy places the organism in Eukaryota, Metazoa, Nematoda, Chromadorea, Rhabditida, Meloidogynidae.
UUUUCUUGCCUCCAAUUUACCUACUAUUUUAGAUUUUUAUUUUUGUCGUUAUUUUAAAUUACAAUGGUUCCGACGUGUUCGGACUUUUAUGCUCACAAUUAGAUCUUUAUCUGAAACGUCUUUUGGUCUUCCACUUUUUAUAACCCAAUUCUGAUUUCGACUCUUAGCUUAGGAACUCAACAGUCCCGUUCCGUUAUAAUUUUAAGCCAUUUCCCAUUAAAUUUACACGUCAAUUUGUUUUUAUGUAAUUUAGCCGUGUGCUCUAUCAAAUUUUUUUUUAAUAAAAUUACAAAAUGUUUCAGAUUAAGUUUAAAAAUAUUGGUAAUCUUUCACUAAAAUGAAGUUAGAAACUUGUGCUUAUUCUGGUUACAAAAUCCAUCCUGGACAUGGGAAACGUGUGAUUCGUUCCGAUGGAAAGGUACAAAUUUUUUUGAGUGCCAAAUGUCAGAAGGGUUCUGGUUUGAAGCGUAAUCCACGAGAUGUUCCAUGGACUGUACUUUAUCGUCGCAAACAUAAGAAGGGAAUUCAUGCCGAUGAAGGUCAGCAGAAGAAGCGCGUUAAACGUACUGUUCAUGCUACUUCUCGCCCGGUUGCUGAUAUGACUGUUGAAGCAUUAUUGGCACAACGUAACCAAAAACCAGAAUUUCGAAAGCAACAACGCGAGGCUGCAAUUAAGGCGGCUAAAGAAGCUGUGCGCGCUAAGAAGGAAGAAACUAAGCGAAAGGCUGUUAAAUUGGUUAAUUUUUUUGAAAUUAAUUUAGGAAAUAAGAGGGCAUUGUAUUAUAACGCUUUUGUUGAUUUUAUAAUUUCAAUUGCGUGUCGGAACAAUGCAAAAAUAUAA